This is a messenger RNA of Necator americanus (New World hookworm), 1683 nucleotides long. RefSeq lists its product as uncharacterized. Lineage: Eukaryota; Metazoa; Nematoda; Chromadorea; Rhabditida; Ancylostomatidae. The transcript is spliced from 17 exons. Gene Ontology annotation, molecular function: propionyl-CoA carboxylase activity. Gene Ontology annotation, cellular component: mitochondrion. Bases 1 to 1683 code for a protein of 560 amino acids. The record is from RefSeq and is a predicted model, not a curated record.
AUGCCGAACCACCUUAAGAAUAUGAUGGAUCAGAACGCGCAUCCUGGACCGUCAUCUCCAGUCGGUAAUUUGAUCAUGAGUAUCUCAAGGAUCGCUUACCCGCUGCUCACCAACGUCAAUGGAGUCCUCAAGGCCGUUCGUAUGCAGAGUACGAUCGCGCACACCAUCAAAGUGGCGGAGCACAUAAAGGAGACUCGUGCCAAAGCUCUACUCGGUGGGGGCCAAAAGAGGAUAGACACCCAACAUGCUCGAGGUAAGUUGAGUGCACGUGAGCGGAUCGAUUUACUUCUGGAUAAGGGUACAUUCCGUGAAUACGACAUGUUUGCUGAACAUACCUGUACCGAUUUCGACAUGCAGAAGCAGAGGUAUCCUGGAGAUUCUGUGGUCACCGGUCGCGGCCAUAUCAACGGUCGUAAUGUGUACGUGUUUUCGCAAGAUUUCACAGUUUUUGGAGGUUCUUUGUCGUCAAUCCAUGCGAAGAAGAUUUGCAAGAUCAUGAGGGAAGCUAUGCUUGUUGGAGCACCCGUCAUUGGCCUCAACGACUCAGGAGGUGCACGUAUCCAGGAAGGAGUCGAAUCUCUUGCCGGUUAUGCUGACAUUUUCCAGGCAAAUGUGAUGGCAUCUGGCGUUAUACCCCAGAUCUCCCUUAUUAUGGGACCAUGUGCUGGAGGUGCCGUAUACUCUCCGGCUAUCACUGAUUUCACAUUUAUGGUUCGUGACACAAGCUACCUCUUCAUUACUGGACCUGACGUUGUAAAGGCUGUUACUAACGAAGAAGUUACUCAAGAAGAACUUGGUGGAGCAAAGACUCAUACUGUUACAUCUGGUGUGGCUGUCGGUGCUUUCGAAAAUGAUGUGGAUGCUCUGAUGAGCAUGCGUGAACUGAUGAACUACUUGCCACUCUCAAACAAGGAUCCCUCACCGAUUCGCGCUUGUGAUGAUCCAUGGGAUCGUGAUGUCCCAUCGCUUGACACUGUGGUUCCAUUGGAGAGUACCGCUGCAUACAAUAUGAAAGACGUGGUCACUGCUUUGGUUGAUGAAGGGGAUUUCUUUGAAAUCAUGCCGGAUUACGCAAAAAAUAUAGUUGUUGGAUUUGGUCGCAUGAAUGGUCGCACUGUCGGAGUCGUUGGAAAUAACCCGAAGUUUGCUGCCGGUUGUCUUGAUAUCAAUUCGUCCGUAAAGGGAGCCCGCUUCGUUCGGUUCUGUGAUGCGUUCAACAUCCCACUCGUCACGCUUGUUGAUGUGCCUGGAUUCCUUCCCGGUACCGCUCAGGAGUAUGGUGGUAUUAUUCGUCAUGGAGCCAAGCUUCUAUAUGCCUACGCUGAAGCAACUGUGCCCAAAAUCACAGUUAUCACCAGAAAGGCAUUCGGUGGAGCCUACGAUGUAAUGUCGUCCAAACAUCUCCGAGGAGACGUCAACUACGCCUGGCCCACCGCAGAGGUCGCUGUUAUGGGAGCGAAGGGCGCCGUUUCUAUCCUAUUCCGUGGAUCAAAGGAGGUAGCUAAGCAUGAGGAAGAGUACAUUGACCUAUUUAGCAACCCGUUCCCAGCUGCUGUUCGUGGCUUCGUCGACGACAUCAUCGAACCCCAUACGACUCGUCGCAGAAUCUGCGAGGAUCUCAGCCUACUCGAGACGAAGAAGCUAACGAACCCGUGGAGGAAACAUGGAAAUAUCCCUCUUUAA